AUGGAAGAACUGGUAUCAUACCAUGGUCAAAGUGCAUCCAACAUUGACCCAACCUCUUCCACGCAUUUCUCUCAGCUAGCACAAGGAAAUGCAUCCGAGGGCUGGCGCUCCAUGUACACCCUAAAGGAUAUCGCUUCCUGUAUCGAGAAAGUCCAGCCUGUGCGAUAUACCGAAAAACUAUCCUUAUUUUCAACAUUGGAUAUCAUUGCUUACAGCUCGGGUUACUGCUUGGGUAGCUCGAAUUGGGUUUUGGAAACCAGCUUUAAAAAGAUUGCAUUCUUAUCCCCUUCCUCUCUCUACACAAAUCUACAUCCGGCCCCAUUUGACCAUGAUGUAUUGAGACAAGCAGAUGUUAUUGUAGUAGGAGGUCUUAGUGAACAAAUUGAAAAAGAAUUAUCAUUUGAACGAGCACGGACCAAGUUACUUGUUCAAAUAGCGCGUACUAUACAUUCUCAACAUAAUAUCAUACUGGUAUCAGCCUCGAUGGGUCUAAUGUUUGAUCUAAUUGGAGAUAUAGACAGUUAUUUUAAAUCACUUGGUAAAGAAAUUGGACAUGAGCGACAUCAGAUUCCUAUCUAUGUAGCGAACCCAAUUGCGGACAAGAGUUUGAAAUAUGCAAAUAUCUGUGGUGAGUGGAUGAACUCGGGGCGUCAUGACUUAUUGUACGUACCCGAGAUGCCUUUAGCACACGGUAAUUUGAUGCGUACAGGCGCUGUGCAACCCAUUCCGUCGUUAGAGGCCAUGUCUUUAUCGGGAAAGAAAAUUCGAGAACCUUGUAUUGUGUUUACGGGAGAUCCGAGCUGUCCCUCCGUGGGGUCGCUUAAAUGGUUCUUGAACCAUUGGGGACAGUCCGAGUUAAAUACUUGUGUGUUUAUUGAACCAGACACACCUGAUGAGAUACCCACAAAAUGUAAAAUGAAUUUCAUCCGAUUGCCACUGGACACACGAUUCAAGCUACAAGAUUUACCAUCCCUCCUAAAUACCUAUUGGAACGACCAUAAGCUGGAGAACGAAAAGCAUUUAUUGAUACCUCGUACGAAAGGUGCUGAUUUUGUCAAGGAGGAGCAAGUGCAACAAGUCCACAUAUAUGAACAGGGAGAGGUUUUAAAUAUUAACGUGAAUAGAGAUUGGGAGAGAGUCUCGGUGAGCGAAAAGUUGGCUAAAUCUAUCGAACCUACUAUGGUGCCUGCCAUCACAACAAACCAUGGCGUUUCCAUGUCAGCUUGGGCUCCUAUCCAUGGUUCCUUAAAUUAUUACAAUAAUCAUUUACAAAUUCAACCCACGACCUAUGUUCGAGAUGAUCAAUCUCUUGUGCUGGAUCGACAAAGUGAGCUGAGGAUCAACACAGAAUUAAAUUCGACGAUAAAACGAUUUGAAGAGGUACACAAAUAA
Mucor mucedo is the source of this 1392-nucleotide messenger RNA. RefSeq names its product beta-lactamase-like protein. The record is from RefSeq and is a predicted model, not a curated record. Gene Ontology annotation, biological process: snRNA processing. The transcript has 3 exons. Gene Ontology annotation, cellular component: integrator complex. Lineage: Eukaryota; Fungi; Mucoromycota; Mucoromycetes; Mucorales; Mucoraceae. Bases 1 to 1392 code for a protein of 463 amino acids.